This is a messenger RNA of Pogonomyrmex barbatus (red harvester ant), 1219 nucleotides long. RefSeq names its product negative cofactor 2 alpha (gene NC2alpha). NCBI's taxonomy places the organism in Eukaryota, Metazoa, Arthropoda, Insecta, Hymenoptera, Formicidae. Gene Ontology annotation, molecular function: core promoter sequence-specific DNA binding; protein heterodimerization activity; RNA polymerase II general transcription initiation factor activity. The record is from RefSeq and is a predicted model, not a curated record. Gene Ontology annotation, biological process: transcription by RNA polymerase II. Gene Ontology annotation, cellular component: negative cofactor 2 complex; nucleus.
GUUGCACCCUGUCGUGCCCGUGCCGUACCGUGCACUCCAGUACCAGAGUACCGUGCCGUAUCGCGUUGUAACGUAUCACGGAGCCGGCAUGCCCAGCAAAAGAAAAAUACAACGCCCGUUUCCCAGCGGGUCGUAUCAAGAAGAUCAUGCAGACAGAUGAGGAGGUGGGGAAGGUUGCCCAGGCAGUACCAAUCAUAAUCUCUAGGACUCUGGAAUUAUUUGUACACUCCUUGUUAACCAAGACCAUGCAGAUUACGAGUGCCAAAAAUGCCAAGACUUUGAGUCCAUCUCAUAUGAAACAAUGUAUCUUGUCAGAAAGCAGAUUCGACUUUCUGAAGGAUCUAGUGAAAUCUCUGCCUGAUGUAUCAGGGCCCGAUGAUGAAGUACCUAUGUCACCAGAAACUCCUUCACCUGCUCCAUUGCAAAUCAAUGUAUCAAACACAGCUACAGCAAGUCCAACAGUGAUGCAACAUUCUGAUCCAUUAGAAUAUCAGAAACAUUUAGGAUUGCCAGUUAGCACCGAAAUAAAUACGAAAGAAAUACAUAAGAAUACAAAAGAUAAUGGAUCGAGCAUGGUUUCAAGCAAUUUAAACUUUACUAAUCAAAGGGCCGUAAUAACAGUGGGAGGGCAUUCACAAGUUCCAGAAUUCCAUACAUCUAUACCUGCGGCCUUUCAGAUUAGUCGGCCAAAUUUUUAUACGGAACUUAAUCCGAGUGCAAGCGAUCAGCCGACGUCAAACUUUACUCGUACCGCCAACAUUGAUGAGGAUUAUGACACAUAGUAUUAAUCCCAUUGAUCGAAAUCUAGAAAGUUAAAAUUUGUUGGACAUGCGACGCAUGGAUUAGCUAAAGUCCAGUAAAAACAACGCGUGCAUGUAUCAGAAACAUCUUUCAAUUGCUCACAUCAUAAUAUUGUAAAUUAAUAUUGUUUGAUAUUUUCAAAUUGACACGUUCCUUUGUUUUGUUCAUACCUGUUUUAUACAAAUGUUAUUUUUAAAUUUAUUUUAAGCACAUUUAUUAAAAAUAUUACAUUAAAAAUUAUCUAAUUCAAUCACUAUUCAAUUCAAUUGCGUUUUGACAUCUCUUCCGUGCUAUUCCGUUAUAAAAUUACGUAAAUAUUAGAUUAUCGUAUAAAUGUCAGGUCUCGUCAAAGUUUAGUUUUUCUAUAAAUAACAUUCGUUUAAUAGAUUGUAUAUGUGUGUAUAUGUAUAAUAAUCAU